This is a messenger RNA of Pseudovirgaria hyperparasitica, 2631 nucleotides long. RefSeq lists its product as uncharacterized. Gene Ontology annotation, cellular component: cytoplasm. Gene Ontology annotation, biological process: proteolysis; peptide catabolic process. The record is from RefSeq and is a predicted model, not a curated record. Gene Ontology annotation, molecular function: peptide binding; zinc ion binding; metalloaminopeptidase activity. The transcript is spliced from 3 exons. NCBI's taxonomy places the organism in Eukaryota, Fungi, Ascomycota, Dothideomycetes, Acrospermales, Acrospermaceae. Bases 1 to 2631 code for a protein of 876 amino acids.
AUGUGUAAACACUUUGCCGAAGCUCCAGGCUCGUCCGUAGACUUCACCAAAGGCCGUGAGGUUCUGCCGAAGAAUGUGAAAGCUGUACACUACGACCUGACUCUUGAGCCCAACUUCGAAACUUUCAAAUAUGGAGGCAAGGUUAUCAUCGAUCUCGAUGUUAUAGACGAUACUACCUCUAUCUCUCUCAAUACCCUGGAGCUUGAUAUCCAUUCCACCAAAGUCUUCUCUGGCUCUACCGAGAUCACUUCCUCCCCAGAGAUACACUAUAAUGAAGAUACACAAACUACCAAAGUGUCCUUCAACGAGGUACUUCCAGCGGGGAGCGAGGCAAGGCUUGAGCAGACGUUCACAGGAACACUGAACGACAACAUGGCGGGUUUCUACCGGUCCUCGUACAAAGGCUCAGAUGGGUCGACCAAAUACCUUGCCACCACACAAAUGGAGCCUACAGAUGCCCGGCGGGCAUUUCCCUGCUUUGACGAACCUGCUCUCAAGUCAGAAUUCACCAUAACUCUAGUUGCGGACAAAGCGUUAACCUGCCUGAGCAACAUGGAUGUUGCAUCCGAGAAAGAGGUAUCUGGUGGGAAGAAGGCAGUGACAUUCAAUAAGACACCUUUGAUGUCUACUUAUCUCCUGGCCUUCAUUGUUGGAGAGCUGAAGGUCAUCGAGACGAAUGCUUUUCGCGUACCUGUUCGAGUCUUCGCGACACCUGACCGAGACAUUGAGCACGGUCGUUUCUCCCUGGAGCUUGCUGCGAAGACUUUGGAAUUUUACGAGAAAAAGUUCAACAGUGAAUUUCCAUUGCCAAAAAUGGAUAUGGUGGCUAUCCCUGAUUUCAGUGCCGGCGCCAUGGAGAACUGGGGACUGAUAACGUACCGUGUAGUCGACUUGCUCCUAGAUGAGAAAGUCAGUGGUGCAUCAACCAAGCAACGAGUGGCAGAGGUGGUCCAACACGAACUUGCCCACCAAUGGUUUGGUAAUCUAGUAACAAUGGACUUUUGGGAUGGUCUUUGGCUGAAUGAAGGUUUCGCAACCUGGAUGUCUUGGUACUCAUGCAACGCCUUCUAUCCGGAAUGGAAGGUAUGGCAAGGGUAUGUAACCGACAACCUGCAAAGCGCUCUGUCAUUGGAUUCGCUACGAAGCAGCCAUCCCAUAGAGGUUCCUGUCAAACGUGCAGAUGAGAUCAACCAGAUUUUCGACGCUAUAUCAUAUUCUAAAGGAUCAUGCGUACUUCGCAUGAUCUCGAAGUACAUCGGAGAAGAGACUUUCAUGGAGGGAGUUCGACGUUACCUCAAGAAACAUGCAUAUGGCAAUACCCAGACUGAAGAUCUCUGGGCGGCCCUGAGCGAUGCCAGUGGAAAAGAUGUUGAGAAAGUCAUGGACAUAUGGACAAAGAACGUCGGGUUCCCCGUUGUUACGGUCACCGAGAACAAGGACUCUAUCCACGUGAAGCAAAAUCGCUUUUUGAGAACGUCUGACGUGAAGCCAGAAGAAGACAAGACCUUGUACCCGGUCCUACUAGCUCUUCGGACCAAAGAUGGGAUUAACGAAGACUUGACACUAACUGAGAGGGAGGCUAAUUUCAAGGUCAAAGAUCUUGACUUCUUCAAGCUCAAUGCGGACCACUCAGGUGUGUACCGGACUUCGUACACACCUGAGCGUCUACAAAAACUUGGGCAGGCCGCCAAGAACGGGCUUUUAUCUGUUGAAGAUAGGGCAGGCAUGAUUGCAGACGCCGGAGCAUUGGCCGCUUCAGGCUAUCAGAAGACCUCCGGAAUUCUCUCACUCCUACAGGGUUUCAAGUCUGAGCCUGAAUUCGUGGUAUGGGACGAAAUUAUCAGUCGUAUUGGCUCAGUUAGAGGCGCUUGGGUGUUCGAAGACGAAACUACUAAAGACGCACUAAAGUCCUUUCAACUUGAUCUAAUCAAAGACAAGGCUCAUGAACUUGGAUGGUCCUUUAAAGAUACAGAUGGCCACCUUGAACAACAGUUCAAAUCGAUGUUAUUUGGAAGUGCGGGCUUGGCUGGAGACGAGAAGAUCAAAGCUGCAGCAUUUGAUAUGCUCGAAAAAUUCAAGGCCGGCGAUCGGACAGCUAUCCAUCCAAACAUUCGAAGCAGUGUCUAUGCCAUCGGCCUGAGCUUCGCGGAUCAAAAAUAUUAUGAUCUCAUUUUGAACGAGUACCGCACAGCAGGAACAUCUGAUGAGCGUAACACUGCGAUGCGUGUCCUGGGCCGCGCAAAAUCUCCCGAACUGAUCAAGCGAACUCUUACCUUUCCACUCAGCGAUGAGGUCAAGUCGCAAGAUAUAUACCUACCAUUGGGGGGCUUACGCACUCACAAGGAAGGUAUCGUUGCGCUGUGGUCUUGGGUAAAGGAGAAUUGGGACGAGCUUGAGAAGAAACUGCCACCAGGCCUGACAAUGCUAGGAUCCGUUGUCUCGAUAUGUACCUCCAGCUUCACAAGCAAGGAACAAAUGCAAGACAUCGAGGGCUUCUUCGCUAAGAAGAGCACCAAGGGCUUCGACCAGUCGCUUGCCCAAAGUCUUGAUGCCGUGAAGGCUAAAGCACAAUGGGUCGAACGCGAUGGCAAAGAUGUCAAAACGUGGUUGGCAGAAAACAAGUACCUAUAG